AUGGCUGUGGCCUCCAUCGUUCAUGCACCGUCUCUCCUAGCAGUCCAGACCUUCCGCGGACAGAGGAAUGCUGCCGCUAACCGCUCACCGAGAGCGGCGGCUUUCAGAGUCCGGGCAGCGAAGCUUCCGGCCGGAGUCCAGGUGCCAAGGGCGCAACCCAAGCUGAGCGAGCCGUUCCUGGGGUUCACCAAGACCGCCGAGGUAUGGAACUCCAGGGCCUGCAUGAUGGGCCUCAUCGGGACCUUCAUCGUGGAGCUGAUAUUGAACAAAGGCGUUCUUGAGAUAAUCGGUUUUGAAGUGGGAAAAGGCCUCGAUAUUCCAUUGUAG
Molecule: messenger RNA, 327 nt
Organism: Triticum turgidum subsp. durum (durum wheat)
Lineage: Eukaryota; Viridiplantae; Streptophyta; Magnoliopsida; Poales; Poaceae
Source: the annotation of a GenBank genome assembly